UUUCAGAGGUGAACGGGAUAUUUUAGCAAUGGGAAUCUUUCAGUGUAACAAGACUUCGGGGAUCCCCAGCAACGUCUGGAAUGGGAUUAAAAGCCAGAUUCAAAGCCACGCGCCCGAGGGAUUGGAACUGGACGUGGUGCACAUGCUGCAGCAGAAGCGGAUCCGGGAGUGCCCACUGCUCAACGCGGCCCGGGAGAAUGACGUAGGGGCAAUUAGGAAGCUGCUGGAUUGUGCCACCACUGAACUGUAUGUCAGGGGAGCGGUGGGAGAGACGGCUCUGCACGUGGCGGCCUUGUAUGACAAUCUGGAGGCCGCAAAGCUAUUGCUGGAGGCCGCCCCGGAUCUGGUCAACCAGACGGUCACCUCUACCUUGUAUGAAGGACAAACCGCCUUGCACAUCGCUGCUGUCAAUCAGAACGUUAACCUGGUAGAGUUGCUGAUUCAGAAGGGGGCGGAUUUGUAUUCUCCUCGUGCCAUUGGGACCUUCUUCUCUUACAGCCAGGACAACCUCUUCUACUUUGGUGAACACGUGCUGUCGUUUGCUGCUUGCGUUGGCAGUGAGGCUGUCGUACGUUUGUUGAUAGAGAAUGGAGCCAAUAUUCGAGCUCAGGACUCGUAUGGAAAUACAGUUCUCCACAUCCUCACCCUGCAGCCCAACCAGGUCAUUUCCUGCAUGAUUUAUGACCUCAUUCUGUCCUAUGAUGAUAAACGAAACAACGUUGACCUGCAGAUGAUUCCAAAUUUUAUGGGCCUCACACCCUUCAAACUGUCAGCAUCGGAGGGAAACGUUGAGAUGUUCCAGCACCUGUUAAAAAAACGUAAGCAGAUUCAAUGGUCUUUUGGCCCUAUAAACUCCGUUCUGUAUGACCUCUCGGGCAUCGAUUCUCGGGAUGAACAUCAGUCUGUGCUGGAGCUUGUGGUGUCUUCUAGAAAGAGAGAGGCUCGGCACAUCUUAGAAAUGACUCCGGUGAAAGAACUGGUCUGUCUGAAAUGGCGGAGCUGCGGUCGGCCGUAUUUUUGGCUCUUGGCAGCAAUCUACUUCUUGUAUAUGGUAUGCGUUACUGUGUGUUGCACGUACCGGCCUCUGAAGUCCAUUCCGAAGAGCAACGAUACACGAGAUGCCGUCGUCAUGAUACAGCAGUCUCUCAGUGAGGCCUAUGUCACUUAUCAAGAUCAACUUCGUCUGGGUGGAGAGCUGAUCAGUGUGAUUGGAGCACUGGUUAUUUUACUUCUCUUGAUCCCUGACCUCCUACGGGUUGGAGCUACCAGAUAUUUUGGACAGACUGUUCUUGGUGGACCUUUCCAUGUCAUUAUAAUAACCUUCGCCUGCAUGGUGAUGGCCGUUUUGGUGAUGAGGGUGACCAACAGCAGUGGCGAGGUGGUCCCUAUGUCGUUGGCGUUGGUCCUCGGCUGGUGUUACAUCCUGUAUUUCACCCGAGGCUUCCAGAUGCUCGGUCCUUUCACCAUCAUGAUCCAGAAGAUGAUAUUUGGAGACUUGCUGAGAUUCUGCUGGCUCAUGGUGGUUGUCAUUCUUGGAUUUGGUGGAGCAUUCUAUGUGAUAUUCCAAACACAAGACUCCGGGGACCUGGGGCAGUUCAUGACGUAUCCAAUGUCGCUGUUCAGCACCUUUGAACUCUUCCUCACCAUCAUCGAUGGUCCUGCUAAUUAUGAGGUGGACCUGCCCUUCAUGUUCAGCGUGGUAUACUCGGCUUUUGCAAUAGUCGCAGCUCUUCUGAUGCUGAAUCUGUUAAUCGCCAUGAUGGGAGACACUCACUGGCGGGUGUCCCACGAAGGAGACGAGCUUUGGAGGGCACAGGUUGUAGCCACUACUCUCAUGCUGGAACGGAAAAUGCCAAAAGUCCUCUGGCCUCGAGUUGAAGAGCGUAAGGACUUGAAAGCAGAAAAAUUGAAAAAAAUUGUGAAUGCCUUUAAGAUUGAUGAUGACAAAAAGGAUGACGUGGAGGAAAACCAGUCUCUGAAAGUUGACUUGUCAGAUGAGAAGAUUAUCAGCAAGCGAGUUUCUAUGUCGGAAACCCCAGUGCUGCUUCGUAAAUUGUCCCAGAGGAGCUCAAACAGAGGUUGGAAUAUUCUUAGAAAAGCCUCCAUCGACCAGCUACAGGGCAAAGUAAACUAUGCUCUAGACCUUGACGAACACAUCUAUGAUGUAUGA
This is a messenger RNA of Nanorana parkeri, 2170 nucleotides long. Its product is annotated as transient receptor potential cation channel subfamily V member 6-like. Bases 29 to 2170 code for a protein of 713 amino acids. Gene Ontology annotation, cellular component: membrane. The transcript is spliced from 15 exons. Gene Ontology annotation, molecular function: protein binding; calcium channel activity. The record is from RefSeq and is a predicted model, not a curated record. NCBI's taxonomy places the organism in Eukaryota, Metazoa, Chordata, Amphibia, Anura, Dicroglossidae. Gene Ontology annotation, biological process: calcium ion import across plasma membrane.